AUGUUCCUCUUCAUCCUUCGCCAUGUUCCGAAACCCAAGCACAUGCCUCGAACGGGACUGUUUCAUCGACACAACAGCAAUGUGUCAGCCAGCAGAGCUCAUCUCUUUCCUUCUUCAAAUAAGACGACAGGGCAGCAUCUGCAAGCUUUCUGCAACAAGCACAGUCUAAACCUACAGACGGAGACCAUUCUCCCAUCAAGCAUUUUUGAGCCGGCCAAACUUCAUUCUCUUAAUAUAAGUCAUGUGCCCGAAACGGGAGGAGCUCUUCUGUACUUCCACGGCGGAGGCUAUACCUACCCAGCCGGACCGGGGCACUUCAAGUUGAGCAUCAGACUCGCACGACAAUUGCAAUGUCGCCAACUGUACAUACUCCAAUACUCCCUUCUACCCAAAGCGAAGUAUCCGACUCAGCUUGCUCAGGCUGUAGAAAGUCUUCGCUGUCUUCUCAACAGAUUCGCGCCGCCACAGAUCGCCAUUGGUGGUGACUCGGCAGGUGGGAACAUGGUUUUGGGUCUCCUGGCUCACUUGAAGAGUGCUCAUCCAGACAUCUCACCUGUCGAAAUGAUAUCUCCAUUGGCAUCUGCGAUCUGCAUCAGCCCGCGUUGCUCGAAUGAUAUCACAGCUCAGUCUUUCACCGACAAUGCCGGCAAGGAUGUCAUCGACGCCGCGGGCUUGUCGGCAUUCGUAGAGAAGUGGCAACCCGUGAGUGAUCAUGUCUGGGCUGCUGCCAAUCGUGGCGGUAAGGCUUUCUGGGCUGAAGAAGAUUCCGCCAAAGCGGAAAAGAUGCUCAUCAUUGCUGGAGAGGACGAAGUCUAUCUCGACGACAUUCGAGCCUUCGCCAAGCUGGUCUCUAUUGAGGCUCCUGAUGAUCUUGAUGAGACUGCGGAUAGGCAAUUCCUAGUAGCACCCAAGUCAGUGCAUGUGCAAGCAGUCAUUGACCAUGCCAGGGGCGUAGAGGAUGGGUUCAUGACCAAAGCUCUCAUGAACUGGGCUGGCAAGAAUCAGGUAGAGCCGGCAUCGAAUGGCGGACCCGCUGACUUGCUUGCCGUUCACCGUUCCAACCUGUAA
Molecule: messenger RNA, 1068 nt
Organism: Ramularia collo-cygni
Lineage: Eukaryota; Fungi; Ascomycota; Dothideomycetes; Mycosphaerellales; Mycosphaerellaceae
Exons: 1
Coding region: 1-1068 (355 amino acids)
Molecular function (GO): hydrolase activity
Source: RefSeq, a predicted model, not a curated record